ACACAUCGUAGGUGUGGCAUAAACUUCGUGCUUUCAAAGUCAUCUGCUGAACAGGGAGUCUGGCGAAGACGCUGGUCACUGUCACUGCCCACAUGGCUCGUGUCUUUGUGUAUGGCACCCUGAAGAAAGGCCAGCCCAACUACUUCAGAAUGACAGACGAGAGGAACGGACAUGCUGAGUACUGCUGCGGCGCACGCACCAUUGAGAGGUUCCCGCUGGUGAUUGCAGGCAAAUACAACAUCCCCUUCCUGCUGAACAUCCCAGGCGUGGGCCGGCAGGUCGAGGGGGAGGUUUACUGUGUGGAUUCCCAGAUGCUGCAGUUUCUGGAUGAGUUUGAGGGUUGUCCUCACAUGUACCAGCGCACAUCGGUGGAGCUGGAGGUGAAACAGUGGGCGGGAGAGAGCACACCAUCUGGGCAAUCAGCAGAUGCACCAAGAAGAAUGAAAGCCUUUGUAUAUAGCACAACCACCUACCAGCCUGAGUGGAAAAACCUCCCCGUCUAUGAAAGUUACGAUGCCUAUGGCGGCCAUGGCCUGCUUUAUAUUGAUCGUCAAUCUAGAGAUUAAAUUAGGGUCAACACCUUAAGCAUUUAGUUCAGUCAUUUUUAAUCUUUAGGUGAUAUAGUAAUUUAUUAAGCAAAGGGCCAUAGAAAAUUACAUAAUGUCAUUGAAUUUCCCUGACAGUUUUUCCAAGUUAAUUUAUAGGAGGUGAAUAGGUUAUGAUUUUUGAACCCACAAGCUUUGUGCUUUUAGAAUAAUGACUUGUUGAGCUAAAGGAGCAAUCAUCUUACUGCUGCUGGAUCUUGGGUUAUUGGGUCUGCUUUUAAUGUCAUAAGUAACUUCUAACAACAUUUUAACCCAUUUAGUGGUUUAAGGAACUGAGGUGGCCAUAUUCAAGGUCUGAGGCCGUGAUUCAUCUUAGACCAGACACCAGUCCAUCAGCGUACAUAUAAAUGCCCUAUUUUGAGGAAUUCAGAAACGCGUGUCCUACCUGGACUGUUACAAACGCCAACGCAUAGCCCAAGCCUUCUUCAGCGUAUAAUACAAAUGAACUGAAGAAGGUGUGUAUACAUGCUCACUUUGUGUGUCAGGCCAGAGCACAGGUUCCUACAAUCAGUCAAAGAGAUGCAGCAACAAUACUAAACCCCCGCUUAGGCAGUUAGGACAUGUCAUUAUAAUAAAGGUGUCUUAAGGGGUGGAGAGUUUUUCUCUGUUGUUUUAUGUGCAUUAUGAGGCGUUGAGGUAUAAUGUUACUAAAAAGGCUGUCGGUGACUGUGACUCUGAAUCUGAACAAUCUGAAGUUGUUGAUCAUAUCUAUUACAUCCGCUACAGUGAAGUAAGGACUCUGCUCUUGUCACUGCAUAGAUAGAGGGAAGAACGCCCAUCUUGAGGAUUAUGGUACGUCUUUCUGCUACCUAUUGGGCUCUGCAGAUAAGAGUGCAGAGUCCAGUUAUGUUAGUUUCAGUUCUAAGAGCUUUGUGAUUUAAGAGCUAAACCUCUCCUCAGGGGCACCUCAGCCAUUUCAUGUAUUCGUUAAAUUCACCACCAGCUCAGUUAAGUCAAUGAGGUAUUGAUUAGCCAUUUGAUAUCUUAAGAUCUAAGAGCUUUUGUGUGGGCAGUGGUGGCUUGAUGGUUAGGGUAGCGCACUUGUAAUUGAAAGAUUGCUGGUUCGAAUCCCCCACCAGCAAGUCACCACUGAGGUACCCUGAGCAAGGUACCGUCCCCAAGCACUGCUCC
Paramormyrops kingsleyae is the source of this 1736-nucleotide messenger RNA. Its product is annotated as gamma-glutamylaminecyclotransferase. The record is from RefSeq and is a predicted model, not a curated record. Lineage: Eukaryota; Metazoa; Chordata; Actinopteri; Osteoglossiformes; Mormyridae. Gene Ontology annotation, molecular function: gamma-glutamylaminecyclotransferase activity. Gene Ontology annotation, cellular component: cytosol.